AUGUUCCAGAGCCAACAGAACAGCGCCCGCGGCCCGCUCGGUGGGAGUAGGUUACAAAACGGGAAGAUGGGAAGCGGCUCACAGUGGGCGUUUGGAGGGCCUAUGGGCGGGGCUCCGGGAUUAGCAAACGCACAAUCGCGAACAAACGGGGGAGGCCUAUCGAGUUUCGCGCAGACAAUCGGCGGCUCACAAGCCCAUACUCCUCUGAACCUUGAAGAAUUCCCUUCAUUAUCCGGCGCUCCCCAAGCGCAACAGAACACCUCGGCACAGCAGAUGUGGUCAAAUCCGAACCUACGAACGACACAGCAUUCGACGAUCCAACGACCGCAGGGUCAAGGCGCUCAACCAGGCCAGUCGGGCCAGUCUGCGAACCAGCAGAUGCAGAAUCAGGGCCCCGACGAUGGAGUCAGAUCAGGCCCAAACCAAUUCUCAGCGGGGGCCGACGACUAUCGAUUUGGAGGUCAAGCAGGUGUAGGGCCGCUUUCUGGUGCUUCUCAACCUCAAACCGGCAAUAUCGACGAAUUUCCACCCCUUGGAGGCGCGGGAGGAGAGGUGGGACCGGAUCGAAGGACCGGAAUGAUUCAGAAUGCGGCGGCAUAUGGAGGCAAUGCUAAUUCAAGUGCUUUCCCAGGCCUUGGACAAACGCGGAACGGCCUGUCAAGCCCGACGGAUGGCCAACAAGAUCGGUCAAUAGGUUCUGCAAUAGGCGGUAGAGGCAUCGCUCCUGGUGGUGCGUCUCGGACACCAUUCGAGAACAUGCGAGGAACCCCUACAGGUCUACAGGAGAGCAACCAACGGCCUAGCCAGGCUUUGGGCAACAUAUCAAACAUGUCUUUUAUGGGAUCAACACCGUCAAAUCUUCCCCCAGUUGGACAGCGGCCCCAGCAGUCUCAAUUCGAGCCGACCUACGGGGCUGACAAUGUUGGAUCACCUAAUACCCAAGUGCCACAACAGCACAAAAAGCUCGCAGAUAUGACGGAGUCGGAACGAUAUGGCUUGCCCGGCCUGCUCUCAAUGAUUCCCCUAGAAAGCCCCGACUAUUCCUCGCUCGCGGUAGGUCAGGACCUUACGGUGCUGGGUCUCGACUUAAGCCGCCCAGAUAACUCUCCAUUACAUCCUACCUUUGGCUCGCCGUUUGUGGAAUCAAACGCUAAGCCAGUGAUACCUCCCGACUUCAAACUUCCUGAGGCUUACAAAGUGACGAACGUCCCUCCGCUACACAGCAAGGUGACGAGUUUCUCCGCGGAAACACUGCUCGCGAUCUUCUAUCAGUACCCUCGGGACAUCAUGCAGGAGAUUGCUGCGAAUGAGCUGUACAAUCGCGACUGGAGAUGGCAUAUCAAGCUGCAGCAGUGGAUGAUGAAGGACCCCGAUCUUCCGGCGCCCAUACGAAUCUCACCCAAGGUAGAGCGCGGUUGGUAUCUAUUCUUCGACGUGACGAACUGGAGAAGGGAGAGGCUCAUCUCGCUGUUUGCUAACAACAGUACCUUACUCGACCUCUACGCCACAACCGCCCUCAAGAUGUCCUCACCGAGCGACACGACCGACGCCGAGCAAGUACGCCGCGCUCUCAUGGCACUCUCGACCGUAGUACGCGAAAUGGCCCCAGCUGGUGCGAAGAAGAUUCCGACGGCCCCGGAACGCUUCAACUUGCUUGCGCGGCCACACCACGACACCUGUCGCAUCUGCAAUCUCCCCGGUCAUCACUCGCCGAGCGCCCAGAAGGCUGCGGCGUGUCGCGUUGCCAUCCUGUCUCUCAUCGGCUUCUGGGAGGACGUCUCCGGCAAGGUAUCAUGCUUGUACAACUCGUCCACCCGCUUCAACAAGGCGAUUACCAACAGCGUCGCGACCUACGAGAUGCGGCUUGACGAUGCUCCUCUAGUUGGCGGCGAUAUCGAGGUCGUCCUUGUCGAUCGCCUUACCCGCAACUACCUCAAGUUCCAGAGCCACUUCGCGCGCAUUCGUGCGAAGGCAAAUGUCAUUCUGAACGAGCAAGGCAUCGCUCGUUAUGAGAAAGUCUCGCAGACGCUGAAUGGGUUCUUCCUCAACGGUCAGACCCUGUCUGACCUCUUCGAGCAGAGCCUUGCUAACCACAAGUAA
Messenger RNA from Trematosphaeria pertusa, 2100 nucleotides. RefSeq lists its product as uncharacterized. The transcript is spliced from 8 exons. The record is from RefSeq and is a predicted model, not a curated record. Gene Ontology annotation, cellular component: P-body; CCR4-NOT core complex. Lineage: Eukaryota; Fungi; Ascomycota; Dothideomycetes; Pleosporales; Trematosphaeriaceae. Bases 1 to 2100 code for a protein of 699 amino acids. Gene Ontology annotation, biological process: regulation of DNA-templated transcription; nuclear-transcribed mRNA poly(A) tail shortening.